UUUAUUGCGGUUUGCAUCGUAUCGGUUUCCGCGUCCGGUAUCCUGGUACAGUGGUAGUGGCAUGCUGUGGUGGUACUGCUUCUUGUUGGUCGUCGUGGUACAAAUACAAUUGCAGAACAUUAAUAGCAAAUUUUAAUCGACACAGACUUGUGAUUGUGAACGUUUGGGUUUUUUUUUUUUUCAAAUCGAAUUAUUGUGUGUAAAUUUCUUCAUCGACGUUCUCAUGUGGAUAUUCUGAGAUUCUCAGACUCGUGCAAAGGAGAGUAAUUCCAUCGAAGUUGAACCUAUUUUUAUCAAUAGCGGAAAGCAAGGAGCAGAUGGACAGAGCUUGAUUGAAUUGAAUGUUGAAACCGAGUCUUUCGUGGAGCUAUGGAUGAACGGAUGGUAACAUCCGUGCUUCUUGUAGUGUCUUUCUGGGCCUGCUUCCAGGCUUCAGUCGCACAAUGGACCGGGCAGCUUUCAGCCUAUGAGAUCGCAUCAUUCCAAAACCCAGAUCCCGACCCAAACACCAAACUCAACCAUGUCCUUUUCCAUGGUCCCUCUGAUGUAUACGUCGGAGCGAUGAAUUCCGUCUACCGACUGGAUGAGAACUUUGUAGUGCAGAGUAACGCCAGCACAGCUCUGGACUGUGAAGACCCAGAUGACUGCGCUAACGAAAACAAGAUCCUCUUUGUUGAACCAGUCCGAGAUAGACUGAUUACUUGUUGGAGUGACAAUGAAGGCAGAUGUCAACAGAGAAAUCGAGAUGAACUGACUGUUGCAGGCACCGUAAAUAGUGUCGUGGGUGUAUCACCUGGCAGAGGUAAGACCACUGUUGGUCUGUUAGCGCCUGGCCCAGGGAGAAGAGACUGGCUCUAUGUAGCAUCCACCUACACAAGGGAUAGUAACACAGAUGUCCCAGCAGUUGCACGACGACAUUUGGGUCUAGAGGUUCCUGAUGGUAGACUGUUUUUUUCAGGAGAAGACGUGCAAAUCAAUUUUAAUGAGGCUUACCGAAGCAGGGCUUUUGACAUUAACUACGUGUAUGGAUUUUCUGCCAACGACUUCACCUAUUUUGUCACUGCUCAGCAGGAAGCAGUCAGCUCUACUCCGACAUUUGUUUCCAAAGUGGUUCGUGUUUGUCAAAACAGUAACACAUUUGAAUCAUACACUGAGAUCAUCCUACACUGUGGUCAAGAAUCCCAAUCCUAUAACCUUGCCCAAGCUGCUUACUUCGGACAAGCAGGACCUGACUUGGCGGAAUAUCUUGGAAUCCAGGAGGCAUCUCCGAUGCUGUUUGCAGUUUUUGCGACCAACGUUGGAGCAACUGACACCCCCAGUGAUAGCUCUGCACUGUGUGCUUUCAGAAUGGAUGAGAUUGAAGAGGCAUUUGAAACAGGCAUACGAAAGUGCAUUCAGACUGACGGAGACGAGUAUAAAGUGGGAUAUCUUCAUGAAAGUAAAUGCAACUCAAUCUCAACAUUUACCGAUUUGCAACUGCAAAGAGUACUGUGUGAUGUUACUCAAAACUUAUACCGGAAUGCUAAUAACCCUGACGGAGUAACCGCUACGCCGUUGUUUCAGGUGGAGGAUGCCCGAAUGUCAUCAAUUAUUACCAGCACGGAGAGGAACCACACCGUCGCUUUCAUUGGUACUUCGCAGGGUUCCUUAAUUAAGGUGCACAUUGAAAACGGGACUCACGCAAGGUUUUACGAGACAAUCAAAGUAGGAGACAGCACCAUACAGACUGACAUAAGUCUGGAUGAGACCAAGCAGCAGUUACGUGUACUGACUGAACAACAGCUUUUGAGAUUGCGAGUUGAAAACUGCAGUCAGUACACAAGCUGUGAGUCUUGCAUCGGGGGCAGCUCUGGGCAGGAUGGCGACCCGUACUGUGGCUGGUGCACACUACAAAACAAAUGCACAGUGCACAGGGAGUGUCCGAUGGCCGAUAUCUCAACCCGCUGGCUCCCAUACAAUGCCAUUCAGUGUGUUGAUAUCAGUGACAUUGAGCCUGCUAACUUGCCUAUCACAGACCCACAGCAAAUGAUCACACUGAUGGUUGAUCAACUUCCUGAUCCUGAAGGUGACGAGUCUUACAGCUGUCAGUUCAACAACCUGCCUCUAUCUCAAGGAGAAACCAAUGGCAACAUCAUAAGAUGUAUGACUCCACUUCCCAGCACAGUUCCACUCAUUCCGCAAAUGGAGGACCAUGUGACACUGGAUCUGAGCGUUUUUUCGUCAGAGUCCGACGUGAACUUUAUAAGUUCAACUUUCAGCUUUUACGAUUGCACCAGACACACCUCCUGUACCGCAUGUGUCUCUAGUGAAUGGAACUGCGAUUGGUGCGUGUAUGACAACAUCUGCACCCACAUGAGCACUGAAUGUACGGAGGGGGACUACAUCAUUACGGGAAACAACAAUCCAGACACGUCUUCAGUGCGAGGCCCGGAUUUCUGUCCGCAGCUGCAACCACAGACACAGGAAGUACUGGUGCCAGUGGGCAUUCCUAGAGAAAUCCAGGUGCCUGCCUCCAACUUGCCAAAUGCAACCCAGUUAACUAAGGAUUACCAGUGUUCAUUGUUGGUGGAGGGUACCAGGCAAACUGUCACAGCUACGGUAAUCCAGUCAGAUGUCAUUCAGUGCAACAGUCUGAUGUACUCUUAUGCAGCUAACAAGCAAGAGCUGGAAGUGCAGUUGAGCAUAAGUUGGAACGGUGACAGACAGCUGGAUGACAGUACCGGCUUCACGGUGACACUCUACAAGUGUGAUGUGGAUCGACAGGACUGUAGUCGCUGUCUGUCCAACGAAACAGCGAGACCUGAGCUGGAGUGCCGAUGGUGUGGUAGUCAGUGCGCAUUCAGAGAUGAUGAUAUGUGUAGCAGUGGAGCCCUUGAUCCCAGUGACCCCUGCCCUGCACCUGCUCUACAGAAGGUUGAGCCUGCAACGGGACCAAUAGAAGGCAACACCGUCAUCGAAAUAACGGGAACCAACAUUGGCCGAAGAUUUGAAGACGUCCGCAGCGUGACGGUCGGUCAACAGUCAUGUGAUCUGACUGGGUUAGGUGACCAGUACAUCACUGGACGAAGUGUACGUUGUAGGACUGCUGCAAUGAGCCUAGGUGAUUCUCAACCUAUCACAAUCUCCGUUGCGCCUCCAGACAGCACGGACUUGACAAGCACAGGGGACGUUACGUUCACGUAUAGGGAUCCUAUGAUUACUAGCUUCAGUCCAAGUGUUGGUCCUGCCGAUGGUGGUACAGUGGUCACCAUCAAAGGAACGGACCUAAACACAGGCAGGGACAUCCAAGCAAUGGUUGCAGACGACGUGACUUGUCGAAUCGACAGGGAAAGUCUGAGUAACGAGGCAGUGGUGUGUCGCACCACAAAUUCCUCUGUGGGGGAUGCAGGGAGGGUCUCCUUAACAUUUGACGGUGCUCAGAGAAACUCUGACGUGGAGUUCACCUACCAACCCAACCCUAACGUCACUGAUAUCAACCCACGAAAAAGUAUCAUUUCGGGUGGCCGAGCAGUGUAUGUGACAGGUCGUAACUUCCUACAGAUACAGACCCCACAGAUAAUCAGCACACUGGAAACGGAUGGCAACACAACCUUGACAUUUCAGAAGCCAUGCCAAGCUAUCAGUGACACCAACAUGACCUGUGAGACUCCAGACUUAAGCUCAGCCCUCAGCUACGGAGUCAGGCUUAGUGGCCGCAGCAAGCGCCAAACAGCGCCCUCACCCAUCAUCGGUUUCAUCAUGGCAGACGUGGCGAGUCUACUAAGGUGGUCAGAGAACCAAGCGCCCCCAGGCUUCCAGUUUGAGUUCGUGCCGGACCCUGUCUUUGAUCUCUUCAGGGGAAAGGGUAACAUCCUUGAGCUGGAUGGCACCAAGAUCACAAUAAGGGGAAGUGACCUAAACAAUGCGCAGACUUCGACGGAGGUGCGAGUGUUUAUCGGCACACAGAAAUGUAGCGUGGAAGUCUUUGACAGCUCCAUCUUGACAUGUGAGGCCCCAGAGCUGGAACCAGAGCCCCUAGACUAUCAGGGGAACCGGACCAGCGUAGAACUGCCUGCUGUAUAUGUACUACACAGCCGACGGUAUUUUUUCAUCGGCUACGUCAGAUACAUAACCAGUGUAGAGAUCGCUUUGUACAUAGGCAUCGCUGCGGCCGUAGCGCUGGCUCUUGUGCUGCUGCUGGCUCUCUUCUUAUAUCGUAAGCUAAGAGGCUCACAGAAGGAGGUUGGAGCCAUCUUGAUCCAGAUGGAGGAGGUUGAGAAGGGAAUGGCUGAGGAUCUGAGAAUCGCCUUUGCAGAGCUGCAGACCAACGUGACAGACUUGACCCAUGACCUCGCUGGUACCGGUAUGCCGUUUGUCAGCCAUCGGCAGUAUGCCACCAACAUGCUGUUCAUUGGUCUGGAUGUCCAGCCAGAGACAUCUGACCCACAGAAGCCUGAGGAAGCCACGGAGAGGGCCAUGGCCCAGUUCAACAAACUCCUUGCCAACAAGAGUUUCCUUCUAGCGUUCAUCCAUGCCCUGGAUGAUGAGAAGAGGAUACCCAUGAAAGACAAGUCCACCAUAGCCUCGUUGCUCACCAUUAUUAUGAUGCUAGAGGACAAACUCGGAUAUCUCACUGAUGUUAUGAUAUCUUUGAUGGCUCAUCAAGUUCAUGAAGCGGUCGACAACAACCGGACCAAGCAACUCUUCAGACGAACUGAGAGCAUAGUUGAGAAGCUUCUUUCCAAUUGGAUUGCUCUGUGCCUCUAUGAUCAGCUGAAGGACCACACGGCCUUCCCGCUGUUCCUACUAUACAGCGGUAUCAAGGUGCAGACUGAGAAGGGACCAGUGGACGGUGUCACCAGGCAGGCUCACUUCUCACUCAGUGAGGAACGACUACUCAAAGCCAGUGUGGAGUUCACUGAAAUGACACUGAAUGUGGUUGUUGACAGCGAGGACGGUGAGAAGAAGGAGGUGAAAGUCUUAAACGUGGAUGCCAUCCCGCAGGUCAAGGAGAAAAUACUGGACUCCAUGUACCGUAACAAGCCCUACUCUGACCGUCAGAGAGCCGUGGACGUCAAUCUAGAGUGGCGGCAGGGUAAAUCAGGCCGUUUAGCCCUGCAAGACGUCUGUCUGCCCCAGAUAGCCAACACGGACAGCAAAGAGAAACAGACAUGGCAGAAGCUCAACACCCUGGCAGAACUCGGCGUUCCAGACAAUUCCCUGAUGGCCUUGGUGCCCAAGCAGUUGGCACACACCUCCAUCAACGAGGCAACCUCAGGAGCCGCAACGAACGAUGCUGGUCUGUACCAACAUGAGAUUGAUAUGGAGGACGGUGCAAUCAUCUGGCAUUUGGAGAAACCGCACGAGGAGAUAGAGGAAUCUGAGAAACAGAAGAAGAAACGUCAGCGUGAGAUGGCCCUGGGGAAAGGCAAGAUGACUCAGAAAAUCACCUUCCCUCGACUACUGACCAUGAAGGGUAUCAUCCAAGAGUAUGUGGAUAAGAUGUUCCAGGCCAUUCUGACAGUGGACAGAACACCGCUGUCCAUCAAGUACCUGUUUGAUUUCUUUGACAGCCAGGCCACUCGUCAUGGCAUUGAAGACCCAGACAUAGCUCAUAUCUGGAAAAGUAACACGCUGCCGUUGCGUUUCUGGGUCAGUGCUCUCAAUCAUCCCAACUACAUCUUUGACAUCAGACCCACGCCGUCCGUGGAGUCUAGCCUGGGAGUCGUAGGCCAAGCAUUCUAUGAUGCCUGCAACAAGUCCGACCACCAACUAGGAUCGGAGUCUUCCUUUAACAAGCUGCUGUACAACCGGGAAGUCAACAAGUAUCGUGGACUGGUUGAAUCCUUCUAUGAUGGAAUCGGAGACAUGAGACGGAUCACUACCAAUGAGCUGGAGAAAGAGCUGGACAAAACCUGCAAGAACUUCACGGGUCUCUUCAGCAAGCUGAGUACCCUACUGCAGCUGUACCAGUUCACCAAGAGCAACAAAGAAUUGUUGAUGAAUGCGAUGGAGGAUGACGAAGUCUGUCAGAGAGACAACCUGGCCUAUGAGCUGGAGCAAGUGGAUGUCCUCCUAGCGGACGGGGAGGAAAGUUAAACUAACCAGCAUCCUUCACUGUUGCCAUGGUCACCGCAUCGUCGCUUGACAGCAUAACGAGACGGCAUAAAGGUUUGGAUUCGGAGAGCUUACGUGAGUACUGUGCAGUACCUAAAGAUACAAGUAUGUUAAUAUUUUUUGGCAAUUUUAAGUCAUUUUCUUUAAAGAUAGUAUUAGAAACUGCUUUUAUUCUGUCAGUUUCACCACACCAAAUUAAUUUAAUCAAGCUUGUGGAUAGUUUGUUUGUCACUAUGGAUGAAAGAUGUAAUUUGAAUACAAUGCAGGAUUGUAUUUUACAGGAGUUGCUUAUUUUGAGAAAGUAUCAAUUUUUUCUACUGGACUUUGUUGUUUUCUACUUCUAAUGUCUUUCUGUGUUGAGUGAGUGUGGCAGUACUCAGUAUGAAGUACAUGUAAUGUUUAUGUGUCUCAUCUCAAAACCACAAAGAGAGCUUGUAUAAUCAUUGGGCCCUUUGAUGAUGGUGAAAUUACUGUGCACAAAUUGCAUCCUCUGUUUUCUCACACUUUCCAAACUUUCAAUAGUACAGAAAAAUAACCCUAAAAACGAGACAACUAUAACUAAAGUCAAAACUUCCUGCUUUGCUUGUUUAUGGGUGGCGGAUGUAUUUUAGUGUGCUAAUUCUUAAGUAUUACCUUUCCAUACUGUAAUAAAGGCUUAUUUUGUCGAGACUUGGGUACUUUCAAGCAUUUAAAAGAUUUCUUGCAAAUGCACUCAUUGUUAACUGCCUCUGAAAUUGCCAGUGAAAUUUAAGUAGAGUGUUUUAUUGCCAACAUAAUCUGAAAAUCAAGUCUGCCAAGUUUGAUGCCAUAUUUUGCCACUAUUUAUCUUGUAUAGGCCGAUGAAGUAAAUUGUUUCCUCCCCCCCCCAGGCUUGUCG
Patiria miniata (bat star) is the source of this 6973-nucleotide messenger RNA. RefSeq names its product plexin-A4-like. Gene Ontology annotation, biological process: regulation of GTPase activity; regulation of cell migration; regulation of cell shape. NCBI's taxonomy places the organism in Eukaryota, Metazoa, Echinodermata, Asteroidea, Valvatida, Asterinidae. Bases 370 to 6078 code for a protein of 1902 amino acids. The transcript is spliced from 37 exons. Gene Ontology annotation, molecular function: protein binding; semaphorin receptor activity. The record is from RefSeq and is a predicted model, not a curated record. Gene Ontology annotation, cellular component: semaphorin receptor complex.